AUGAUUAAUCAUAUUACCAAUACCAAUUCAAUUUAUCAAUCCAUCAUGAAUAAUUCAAAUAGUGAAAUGGUUGAAAACACUGAACCAUCAGUCAACAGAACCACAAAGAAAAGUGCUUAA
This is a messenger RNA of Cavenderia fasciculata, 120 nucleotides long. RefSeq lists its product as uncharacterized. The transcript has 2 exons. The coding region runs from base 1 to 120 and encodes 39 amino acids. The record is from RefSeq and is a predicted model, not a curated record. Lineage: Eukaryota; Evosea; Eumycetozoa; Acytosteliales; Cavenderiaceae.